AUGGUUAUUAGCAGCCAUAUCUUUAUGUCCACUCUUCAUCAUCUCAUCCUCAUUUUUUUCAUCUCUCUGCUUGGAACUUCAUCCUACCUACAACUUAUUAAACCCAUUUCAUGUACCAAAGGCCCUACUUUCAAAUGCUCAGAGGUGGAGAGGGCAGCACUUCUUAGCUUUAAAUACAAUCUCACAGAUCCAUCGGGUCGUCUCUCUUCUUGGGUUGGUGAGGAUUGCUGCAACUGGCUAGGCGUUGGAUGUAAUAACAACACAGGAAAUGUCGUCAAGCUUGACCUUAGGAACCCAUCGUAUUUUGAUGAUUUUGAUCAAUAUAACAAGUCGCGUCUGAGGGGUAAGAUAAGUUCUUCUUUACUCGAUCUAAAGCAUUUGAGUUAUUUUGAUCUCAGCUUGAAUAAUUUUAAUGGAACCAAUAUUCCAAAGUUUUUGGGUUCCCUUGAGAAUUUGAGGUAUUUGAAUCUCUCUUUCUCAAUGUUUUCUGGAGUUAUUCCUCCCCAUCUUGGGAACCUUUCGAGGCUCCAACAUCUGGACCUCAAUUCAAACUCAGAUCCAGCAUUGAGUCAGCCUGAAAGUCUAGAAUGGCUUGUUGGUUUUCCUUCUCUUAAGUACCUUGGAAUGGAUAAUGUAAAUCUUGAGAAAGUACCGGAUUGGCUUCAUGCGAUUAAUGUGCUUCCUUCCUUACGGGAGUUACACCUAGCUGUCUGUGGACUUGUUAGUCUUCCUUCCUCUAUUUCCUCCAUCAAUUUUACACUACUUUCAGUUCUUGAUCUCUCUAGCAAUGAUUUUAGCACCUCUAUACCUCAAUGGUUGUCACAUCUAACCAACUUGCGAAGCUUGAAUUUAGUUGGCAACAAUUUAAUUGGAAAGAUUCCGAAUUCAUUUGCCAACCUUUGCAAUUUGCAAGCAUUAUAUCUGGGGUGGAACAAUAUAAAUGGGGGGAUAACUGAGUUUGUGGAUGGCUUGUCACAAUGUUCCAACAGUAGCUCUGAAGAUGGGAACUUACCGUCAAUGCAAGAAAUUGACCUCUCUCUUAAUCAAUUGAACGGAACCAUUCCAGAAAGCAUUGGGAAACUGUCAAUGCUUGUUUCAUUGGAGCUAUCAGAGAAUUCUUGGGAAGGUGUCUUAACUGAAGCUCAUUUUCAAAAUCUCACCCGGUUAAAAUCUCUUUCGUUGUAUAUGGAAAGUUCUGCAAAUUGGAAGUUGGUUUUAAAUGUCAAACAGGACUGGGUUCCUCCUUUUAAGCUGAUAGACCUUCAGUUAACAUACGUGCGGAUCGGCCCAACCUUUCCAACUUGGCUUACAACCCAAAAUGAACUCACUUCUCUUUCGCUCGAGAAUGCUGGCAUUUCAGACACCAUUCCGCAUGGCCUUUGGAAGUCUUGCCCAAAUGUCACUUUUUGGAGGCUAUCCAGUAAUAAACUACGGGGCCAGGUACCGUACUUUGAAUUUCAACCUUCGGCAUAUUAUUUUGAUUUGAGUUUCAACAACUUAGAGGGUCCACUUCCACUUUUUCAUAGUAAUUUACGUCUCAUACGUCUCGAUAAUAAUAUGUUUUCUGGACCUAUUCCGAAAAACAUAGGUGAGUUAUUGCCCAAGUUGCAAGUGUUGGACCUCUCUUCAAAUUCAAUUACUGAUAGAAUUCCCCAUUCUUUUGGAAUGCUAAAGAACUUAAGCUUUCUUAUUUUGAGAAAUAAUUCUCUGUCUGGGAAACUCCCCCCUCUUCUUUGGAAGGAUUUACAAUGGUUAUUAAUAUUGGACUUAGCAGAGAACAAUAUAUCCGGCAAUGUUCCAAGUUCAAUGCAAUAUUUGAGAUCACUGGAGGUAUUAUCAUUAAGCCAAAAUCAUCUUGAUGGAGAGUUUCCUUCUUUCUUUAGAAACUAUAGCAACUUGCAAAGCCUUGAUCUUGGAAGAAACAAAUUCUUCGGAAAACUUCCAACAUGGUUAGGAGAAAGUCUACCACAUUUAUUGAGGUUAAGACUAAGGUCCAACUUUUUUCAGGGGGACAUACCUCAACAACUCUGCCUUCUUUCACAUCUUCAAAUCCUAGACCUUGCACACAAUGAUUUUUCAGGAGUAAUCCCUCAAUGUUUAGGAAGCUUGCGUAGUAAUGAGAGUGAAGGUUAUUAUGGUGGCUAUGAUUACCAAAUGUUCUUGGUUUCUAAAGGAAUAGAAUAUGGAUAUGGUCAAACUUUUGUUGAUCUUUUAUAUUCUAUAGACCUUUCGAGUAACAAUUUAUCAGGAGAAAUACCUGAUAAUAUAACAUGCAUCUCAGAAUUGGUCUUCAUGAAUUUAUCAAUGAAUCAUCUCACUGGAAGAAUUCCUAAUAGAAUUGGGAAUUUACAAAUGUUACAAUCACUUGAUCUCUCGAUGAAUGAGCUUUAUGGUCCUAUCCCUCAAAGUUUGUCUUCUUUGAAUUUCUUAAGCCUCUUGAAUUUGUCAUUCAACAACUUGUCUGGGAAAAUUCCAAUUGGGGAUCAACUUCAAACACUUAAUGACGCUUCUAUCUACGAAGGUAACUCUUUACUCUGUGGGCUUCCUCUUUCGACCAAGUGUUUAGAGGAUGAAACUAAACCUAUGGUAACACCAAAUGGUGGUAACAGAGUAGCCAACGAAAAUGGAAGUGCUGGCAUUAAGUCAUUUUCAUUCUACAUUAGCAUGAUAGCUGGGUUUAUUGUUGGAUUUUGGGGAGUUUGUGGCACACUGAUUAUCAAAACAUCAUGGAGACAAGCUUACUUUCGCAGCUUUGAUAAUUUGAAAGACAAGAUUGUUGUGUUCGUUAUGGUCAAAAUUGUUUGCUUACUAAGGAAGGAGUCAGAGAGAAAGUGA
Corylus avellana is the source of this 2835-nucleotide messenger RNA. Its product is annotated as receptor-like protein EIX2. The record is from RefSeq and is a predicted model, not a curated record. Gene Ontology annotation, molecular function: protein binding. NCBI's taxonomy places the organism in Eukaryota, Viridiplantae, Streptophyta, Magnoliopsida, Fagales, Betulaceae.